Molecule: messenger RNA, 780 nt
Organism: Uloborus diversus
Lineage: Eukaryota; Metazoa; Arthropoda; Arachnida; Araneae; Uloboridae
Exons: 1
Coding region: 1-780 (259 amino acids)
Biological process (GO): DNA integration
Molecular function (GO): nucleic acid binding
Source: RefSeq, a predicted model, not a curated record
AUGACUACACAGGCUUUUAUAGCAAGUUUGAAACGUUUUUUCGGCAGGCGAGGAAAAUGUUCAAAAAUCAUUACUGAUAAUGCUAAAACGUUCGUUGGUGCCAAUGUCGAAAUCAAGCGAUUGCAGAAAAUGGUUAGAAUUCCCGAUGAAAUUUUGUCAAAUUAUUUUCUAACAGAAGGUAUUCAGUGGAAUUUCAUUCCUCCUAGAUCGCCCAAUUUUGGUGGCAUUUGGGAGGCCGGGGUGAAAUCGUUCAAAUUCCAUUUAAAAAGAGUGAUUGGCAGUCAAAAUUUAACUUUAGAAGAAUUUAUUACAAUUUUGUCAGAAAUCGAAGGUGUUUUAAAUUCCCGGCCUCUCAUACCAAUGUCAUCAGAAAUGGACAAUUUUGAAAUAUUAACACCAGGUCACUUUCUUAUUGGCAGACCUAUCACUACCCUUAGUGAACCACAAUUGAUUGAUGUUAAGGAAAACACCCUUUCUAAGUGGCAAAGGAUUACCAAAUUUAGUCAACAAAUUUGGAAGUUAUGGAAAAGGGAUUACUUAACCCAUUUACAACAGAGAAAUAAAUGGAAAUUUAGCAAAAAUGAUGUUAAAACAGGGACUCUUGUUCUCAUUCGAGAAGAAAACUUGCCAUCGACAAAAUGGUGUGUUGGCAGAAUCAUUGAGACGAACAUUGGUCGUGAUAAUAGAGUUCGAGUAGUAAAAUUAUGUUUGCCAAGUGGAAGCACACUAGUAAGAAAUGUUAGAGAUGUUUGCAUUCUUCCAGUUGAAGAAACUGUUUAA